Molecule: messenger RNA, 747 nt
Organism: Cyphellophora attinorum
Lineage: Eukaryota; Fungi; Ascomycota; Eurotiomycetes; Chaetothyriales; Cyphellophoraceae
Exons: 3
Coding region: 1-747 (248 amino acids)
Molecular function (GO): acyltransferase activity, transferring groups other than amino-acyl groups
Source: RefSeq, a predicted model, not a curated record
AUGACCAACUUGGAGACAGAUACCGCACGAUCCGGUCCCGCACACCAGCCGAUCGGAUCGCUCGAGCGACUUCGUCAAGAUCAGAGGACCAUUGAGGAGGUUGCGCGUACGAUAUCGCUUUCUUUCUCGCAUGACCCACUCGUGGCAUGGGUGAGGCCUGGAGCACCCCCCUGGGGAACGUUGGACCCUUCGAUCCAACGAUGGCAGAUGGACAGAGUGAAGACUUCGUUGCGCGACUGCUUGCUGUUCAGACUACGACAACAGCAUGACGCCGGUUCAGACACAGACAGCGCCUUCGGGGCAGUUGCGAUUGUACAUCCGCCACAGAACAGAAAGCAGUCGUCUUGGUACCAGGCGGUCGAGGAUCAGUGGUUUCGGUUCUGUAACUAUGUGAAUCCGAUCGUCGAUCCUGGCGCUGAUACGAAGCGCCUACAGACUAUGAUGGAAGAACACGACCGCAAUCUGGAUAGGUUGAGAACGGCCUUCGCCCCACGCGAGAUGUGGUAUCUGGAAGUCAUAGCGGUCAGACCCGCCCUUCAGGGCAGAGGAAUUGGCAAACGACUGCUAAAUGAGGUGCUCAGUGAAAUCAGCAGAGAUGGGCCUGCUGUCGUCGUCUUGGAGAGUACUUCGCUUGAGAGCAAAAGACUCUACGAGCGAUGUGGAUUCGAAGUGAUCGAGGAGGUGGUGCUGGCAGAUGCGGGUGACCAAGUGAAGGUUUGGCUGAUGUCCUGGAACACAGGGCCAUGA